AUGACGACGAGAUGGAGUAGAUCGAAGAAGGUAAGAAGAAUUUUUCAGCAAUUUGAUUUUAGCAGAGAUGGUGGCUUCAACAGAGAAGAGAUGUUUGUUGUCGCUGUAAACCCUAGGGUAAAAUUCAGUGACGAACAAAUCAGCGCUAUCCUUGACGAGGUUUACCGAACGUUCGACGACUUCGUUAGCUUUAGAAGAGGCUUCCACUUCAUUGGUGCUGGAAAGGGCUUCAUUUUUCUCAAGAGAAUUAGAAUGAUCCAAAUUAGAUAUGAUGAGGGUGAUGAAGGAAGGGAUUAUGUGGGUUGUCUUAAUCUCUUUGAGCUAAUAAACUGGUUGAAAGAUUUCUUGAUGGGUUUGUAA
Lactuca saligna is the source of this 360-nucleotide messenger RNA. The record is from the annotation of a GenBank genome assembly. Lineage: Eukaryota; Viridiplantae; Streptophyta; Magnoliopsida; Asterales; Asteraceae.